AAAGUUCUUGAAAGUUUGAAUUUUGAGGUUUGUGUCAAGAUUAAUUCAUCAAAUAGUUAAAAAACUUUUACAUUCUUACAGAAUUGUUAUCUUUAUAUUACCAUUGCUCAUUUCAUUGAAUUCUUAAUUAAGUAUGGACCAAUGGAUUCGCGAACAAUUUAAGUCCAAAGGAGGGUUUGGUACGGCAACUCUGGAAAGUCGGAGAAGUGCUUUACAUACUAACAGGAAGGAGCACCGGAAUAUUUUAUUGAACAAAUUUCGUAACAUCCCUGAAAAUACUCUAUCUCCACUUAUGACCCCUAACGUAUCCCAAGUAAAGAAGGUACAAGGUAAAAGUACAAUUGCUUCUCAGUCAGGAGUAACAGGUAAUAAUAAGAGGAUGGAACUACUUAAGAAGUGGAGGGAAGAGAGGGAGAAAAAAAAGUUAGAAUCCAAGAAAAAAGCUAAGCCACCUUUCAAGGUAUUUCAUGUAGAUCAAACAGAUAAAUUAGAUGAUGUAUAUAAAACUAUCAAGGGGAAGCCAAUAAUUUCCAGGGGAAAUGUACCAAUGAAACUUCAUCCUCAGAAAGAAAUGAAUGAGAGUAAGUGUAAAACUAAUCUUGAAUCGGUAAGCAGCAAUCUUCAGAAUAAAUUGACAGAAAAGGCAUCUGAGAAAACCAAAGACUUCAAACAGAAAAAUGCUCCUAAUAGAACAAAUCCUAGCAGUGAAGUUCGAUUCAAGUCUGCUAAACAGCAAAAAGAAGUCAAGAAAUGUGAGACUAUCAGUUCAAAGUUUCGUAUGGAACAAAGAAAGAAAGAAAAUUUAAAGAAUUCAAAGACAAAUUCAAGGAUGUCUGGGAAAGCAAUUAAAACAACAAAUGAGAAAAUUCAACCUAGCGCUCAGAAAAUUUCAGAGGGAAAAUGUUUGGAAAUAAACAGUACUAUAAAAAGUAAAUCCCAACCGGAAAUUUUUCAGCAAUCUACUGAUGACCUUAAUUGUUCAUUAUCCGAAGUGCCACGUAAAAUAACAAGGUCCCAAAAGAAAACUAUGAGUGUAAAAACUGAUAAUACUGAGGAGUUGAUAUCAAAGAAGAGAUCUACAAGGAAAUCUAUUUCUGAACUUCCAGUUGAAAAUGGAAGCGCUUCUAAAAAUUCCCUCAUUGAAGGUCGAAAAAUAAAUAUGGACCAUGAAGAUGGACAGACAAAAGAGGAUGAUGACUCUCAAUGUGGGAAAAAGAAAAUUAGGACUCGUAGAUCAGUGACACAGAAUGCUCUGGACUCUAACAUAAAUAAUACUUCAGCUGACCUACAAAUUCAGCAGAAAACGCCCCGCAGAAGUAGCAGGAGAACAAGAAGAAAAACUACAGAAGAAGAAUCGAUAUCUUCUGCGAAAUUGCGAAAAAAGGAGAGGACUGAUGAAAGUUCUCUGAAAAGCACUCCUGUUAAAUCAAAGAAACCCAUUGAACAUAAUUCUGAUUUGAAUGAAGAUAGUGUUACAAAUACUCCUAGUAAAGGACCAGAAGAGAUUUGCUACAUCAGUCCAUUUGUUACUGUGAGUCGAGGAAAAGUAGCAGCCCGAAGGGAAUUUGAGAAGAGGAAAUCUCUCAACGGCUCUGUGCUCAAUACUUCCAUGUCUGGUACAUCAGAUCCCAGAAGUCCUAAGGCGGCUGCUGUUUACUUCACAAGGCAACUCGAGAAUGAAAUAAAAAGGAUUCAGAACUUGUGUGAAAAAUGGCAGAAUUACAAAGAUGAGGCUGAUCUUUCCGAAGACGCAUGUGGUCUAAUCGAUAUGACUAUUGGUCAAUCCAAUCUUCUGAUCACAAAGAAAUUCAACCAGUUCCGUGGUCUAAUAGAGAAAUGUCAAACAAAUGAUGAACUGGAUAUGAGGAUAAAAUGCGAGGACCUCCAUGGCUUUUGGGAUAUGAUGUACAAACAGGUAUCGGAUCUGGACAAGAGAUUUCAAAACUUGGAAGAUAUGAAGAUGAACAACUGGCUUGAAAAAGAACCAAAGAUAAAAACUCCUAAAAUUGCUGCCAAGGAAAAGAAGAAAAGUGGUCCCAAAAAAGUUUUGAAGGCUUCUUCAACUUUGAAGGAAACAAUUUUAGCUGCUAGAAAAAACCGUAUGAAAACUUUGAAAUCUGACUCGGACGUAGAAAUCUUAAUUGCCAGUAAGAAAAACACUCCAAGCAGACGGUCAAAGAAUAAAGAACAAAAUGAGAUAUCUACUCCUGCAAGAGGCAUUCUGAAGUCAAGUUCCGUCAAAUCUGAAAAGAGAAAAACCGUAGUGUUUCAAAAUGUGAGAGAUAGUACAGGUGGUGAUAAUGAUAGUUUGAGUUCAAGUCGUGUUAUUAAAGGUACUCCACUUCCAUCAAGAAAAUCAGAAAGAUUAAGUUUAAAUAAAAGCAAACUGGUUUUUGAUUGAAUUUAUUGUUCAACAUGGAUGUUUUAAUUAUUGUUUAUUUUUUAUAUUUGUUGUUUUGUAAUGCAUCAUUCUGCAAUAAAUGGGUAUCCUUCAACUGA
This is a messenger RNA of Coccinella septempunctata (seven-spotted ladybird), 2499 nucleotides long. It is a transcript of the gene mars, whose product is annotated as disks large-associated protein 5. The coding region runs from base 134 to 2401 and encodes 755 amino acids. The record is from RefSeq and is a predicted model, not a curated record. The transcript is spliced from 9 exons. Gene Ontology annotation, cellular component: nucleus; spindle pole centrosome; cytoplasm. NCBI's taxonomy places the organism in Eukaryota, Metazoa, Arthropoda, Insecta, Coleoptera, Coccinellidae. Gene Ontology annotation, molecular function: microtubule binding. Gene Ontology annotation, biological process: regulation of mitotic cell cycle; signaling; kinetochore assembly.